CCCGGAGACAAUUGCAAGAUACGCAAAGCAGCCAUGUUUUGAGGCGCGUACGGCAGGUGUCCGUGGCGGCCGACGCUGGGAGCUCGGCCUCAGCAUGAGGCUGAGGAGUGUCGGAAGGCCGCGGGCCGGAUAGCCGCAGGUGGCGCGCGAGAUCGAUGAUGCGGAAGAGGCCAGCGCGCAGUCCACCUGGGGCCCCGGCGCUGGCGUGGCGGCUAUUUUGGGGGCAAGCGGCCCGCUUGGCGGUGUCCCAGCUGCUUGGGGGCGCCCGGUCUGCGCCCGAUUUGGGCAGCCUCUCCCAACGGGGCAGCAGAGGCGAACAUGUCGUCGCGGAGCCCGUCGCCCCGAGCGGGCCGGCGGCCCGCGUUCCUCAGCCAGCCGUCGGUGAUCAGCUGGCAGUCUGACCCGACGAGGCCGCCCCAAUAUCUAAUCCUCAAUCCUAUGCACAUUGUGAACCUGACGGCUGACAAGACGCGAAGCUGUGCCGUCCGGGCCGCCCAAAGCAUCAAGGCGUUCAGCCAACGCUGGUUCUCGCACAUUCUGUUGCUGCUCGUACUGCUCGCGUACGCGGCCAUGGGCGCUGCGCUCUUCCAGCUCAUCGAGGGCCCUUUCGAAGACAAGCAAAAGCAGACCAUCCUGAACGCGCGCCAGUACAUCAUCGAGGACCUGGUGCUCGCCCAGCGCACUCUGUCCGUGGCCGGAUUCCGGCGGCACGCACUGCGCCGACUGCGCGAGUUCGAGACGCAGGUGCGUGUGCUGGAGGACGAAGCUCGCAUCGUGAGCCACUCGGAGAAAAAGAUCUGGUCCUUCUGGGGCGCGCUCUUCUACUGCGGCACCGUUUUCACAACCAUCGGCUACGGCAACAUCGCCCCGAGCACGAUGGCCGGCAUGGCGGUGACCAUCCUGUACGCCUUCAUCGGCAUACCGCUGCUGCUCAUGGUGCUGGCCGACCUGGGCAAGGUGUUCACGCGCGGUAUCAAGUGGCUCUUCCUGUCGCUGCGCCAGCUCGUCCGCACGGGCCGCUGCGGCAAGCACAAGGCAAAAGCGCCUCCUCCGCAGCUCCAGUACGUCGCUUUCGUGUGGCGCAAGGUGAACGACACCAUGGCGUACGUUCCCUACCCGGCUUACCUGAAGCAGGAGCCCACCACGCCGACUGCCGAGGAAGGCGGUGAGGAAGCGAGCAAGGCAGCCAGUGAGGAGGAGCUCGUCAUCGACGACCAGUUCAACUUGCCUGUGUCGCUGGCCCUUCUUCUACUCUCCAUCUACAUGACGGUGGGCGCCUGCAUCUUCACCAUUUGGGAGUCGUGGAGCUUCUUCGAAGCCUUCUACUUUGUCUUCAUUUCCAUGAGCACAAUAGGAUUCGGCGACUACGUUCCAGACCACCCGAUGUUUAUGAUGGCUACUUUCAUCUACUUGCUUUUUGGCCUUGCGCUGACUUCCAUGUGCAUCAACGUUGUGCAGGAGAAGCUUUCCGCCAUAUUUGAAAGAGCUCGAAUGCAGCUGGGGACCACCAUCGGCUUCGACGCCAUGGUGAUAGACCAAGAGCGAAAUGAGCCUCUGGGAAGCGAUAUUGACGAGGCAGUGGCAAAGGAUGCCAUCGCCAAAGAAGCUAUUGCAAAGGGGCUUGCUGCUCAAGAAGCUACAGUCAAGAACGCUGUGGAUAAAAAAGCAAUUUCGAAUGAUGUUUCAACUAAAGAUAAAACCCAGCACAAAGAGCCUACCUGAACGGCCUCUUCAGAAUAAAUUAUGCGCCCAAUAGGCUCUCGAACUAGCCAUGUGUAUACGGCAUGGGAUGAGAGACGCGUACCAAACAUUGCUGUGAACAUACGCGAAAACAUCAUGCAGAAGCUCACCACGGUGCUGCAGUGCAUAGCUGAAAGUUGAUCAGCAGUCGCACGACAGUGUCUAUUGCUCAUAACUGGUAUAGUGCAGAGGUGACAGCAUCUCUACUGCUGCGGAUCAAGGUGUUACUCAACUGGGUUAACCUAUUUAUAUAUAUACGGUCAGUUCGCUUACACCAUAGAGACGUGCACCUGUUGAUACCGUUUACACGCUGUACGCCUUCCCGGCCGCGGCGGCGGCAUUUCGAUGGUGGCGAAAUGCGAAAACACCCGUGUACUUAGAUUUAGGUGCACGUUAAAGAACCCCAGGUGGUCAAAAUUUCCGGAGUCCUCCACUACGGCGUGCCUCAUAAUCAGAAAGUGGUUUUGGCACGUAAAACCCCAAAUAUUAUUAUUAUGUACGCCUUCUACUGCCGCAGCAUCAGCUGCAUCUUGUGUGAUCCUGACAAGAGUGCAUUGUAUUCAGAACUUUAGAUAUGAAAAUCACAUCUACAGAGCUGAAUACAGGCAUUCUUUUAUGAGCUUUUUCAAUUUUUUUCUCAAAUAGCUGCCAAAGCGCAUAGAUGGCGCUUCUAAACACCCCCACGCAAGCGUUGCGAUUCUCUCCAUUCUUUGCUUUGUCGUCCCGCUGGUUGCCCUAGUUACCGUGUGUUCCUCACGCUGCAUCGCCGGUGUCGCUAGCGUCGCGCGGUCGCUCAGUAGCUGUUGCCUUCGCUGCCGUGUUUAUUCCACGGUAGUGUCGUUGUGACUGCAAGCGCGAUGCAUUU
Dermacentor albipictus is the source of this 2605-nucleotide messenger RNA. RefSeq names its product TWiK family of potassium channels protein 18-like. Lineage: Eukaryota; Metazoa; Arthropoda; Arachnida; Ixodida; Ixodidae. Gene Ontology annotation, molecular function: outward rectifier potassium channel activity; potassium ion leak channel activity. Gene Ontology annotation, cellular component: plasma membrane. Gene Ontology annotation, biological process: potassium ion transmembrane transport; stabilization of membrane potential. The record is from RefSeq and is a predicted model, not a curated record.